AUGUCAUUUAAGCACAUAGGAUCAAAAUGCUAUGAAAAACAGCGUGAAGGUCGAUGUUUCCCUCUUGCCCCUUUCCAGACGCGUUUGGGGAACUUGGAAAGGGACGAAACUGGGACUGGCAGGAAUCGGUUCCAUGGGUUACAUCGUCAUCAACUUUUGUCAGCCCCAAUGUGUCUGAUUGACGCCGUACCUUGGUUCAAACCAGGACAUACAAAGCAGUUACUGGCUAUGGACGGACCAUCUUCACCUAUCACACACCCUGUGGCUUUUAAUUUUGUCUUCGCUAUGGGGGAGCCUCUAAGUGGAAUUCCGAUGCGCCGUGCGCGAGCUCCAAACGCAAUUCGACCUCUAUUCCAGGUCUCUCAUCGGCGCUGUCAGCUACGCAAGCCAACAGGUCGAUCAUUGCUGUAUUUGCGCUUUGAACCUCAAGCGCCUUCCUCCUUAUCCCAUACAAGUGCGCACCUGUGAGCUAACCGAAGAUCGCAGCUGUUUCGGGAAGACGACGACGAGGGCUUGUGAGUCACCCUUGCGGCCUUGAUGGUAAUGAUGUAUGGCCACAAGCGAUGGUCGGCUAGGAACAACAGAAUCAUGGGACCUUAAUCCAUGCUCAGCCACAACCUCGGUCAUCUUGGCGUAUGAGGGUUGUUCAUGACACGCCAAAAAGAAGUUUGUCACUGUUGAGACGAUUGGACUUUGUUUCAAGACGCGGGAUAUUUAGGAGGGUGCUUUGCACAGCACUUGUUAUAUGCUAGUCGUGUCGUCUCCACGCUGGGGUAAUAGCGGAAGGCUGCGUGACGACGGCCACGGCGGAACUGGAAAAGUGGUCGAGAAUCACUUGCACAUGGUGAGUUUUGACCGGGUCUUUUGGCUUGAAUCAACGUCGUUGCAUCUAUCCUAGUUCUUCUACACU
Molecule: messenger RNA, 910 nt
Organism: Cantharellus anzutake
Lineage: Eukaryota; Fungi; Basidiomycota; Agaricomycetes; Cantharellales; Hydnaceae
Exons: 1
Coding region: 1-468 (155 amino acids)
Source: RefSeq, a predicted model, not a curated record